AUGGACAGCGCGCACCCAGACCGCACCAAUAUGCAGGCGUCAAGUAUGCAAGGCGCGCCCGCGUGGCGUCUCUGUACCGACGCAGGGCAUCGCAACACCGGCUACGAGACCGUGCCCAAGAGCUUCCUCACCACGUACCUCGUCACCUUUGGUCAAAUCAACAUGGAGCCGUUCGACCAGCUCGCGACGACGUCGGCAUCGAUCCUCGGCUACCUUCUCUUGGUCUCGCACGCGACGAUCGUGAUCGUCAUGCUCCUCAACGUCCUUAUCGCGAUGAUGGACAAGACGAUGGGCGCCUACAUGGACGAAGCCAAGGUCGAGGCGACUGUGACCUUUGCUGAGUGUGUGCUGCGGAUGGAGAAGACGACGACGCAGGCGAUGUCCGAAGUGUACUGGCGACAGCUCGACAAGUCCAAGGCGCAAGUUUUGUAUGAAGACAUGCUGCGCGCCGACGCCAACGAGAAGAGCGAGGACAGCGCAGUGCUCCACGCGAUUGAUAAGAUCAGCUCCAGAGUCAAAAGCCUCCAGACGCGUCGCAAGUAG
This is a messenger RNA of Saprolegnia diclina VS20, 543 nucleotides long. RefSeq lists its product as hypothetical. Gene Ontology annotation, cellular component: membrane. Gene Ontology annotation, biological process: calcium ion import across plasma membrane. Gene Ontology annotation, molecular function: monoatomic ion channel activity. The transcript is spliced from 2 exons. The coding region runs from base 1 to 543 and encodes 180 amino acids. NCBI's taxonomy places the organism in Eukaryota, Oomycota, Saprolegniomycetes, Saprolegniales, Saprolegniaceae. The record is from RefSeq and is a predicted model, not a curated record.